AUGGAGAAUCACAAAUCGACAGUUACGUAUCGAACGCUAAAGUCUAACUUGAUUAAUCUUCCUUCGAACUUGGCCAAUUUAUUAUUCACUGCAAACAUUCAAGUCCAAGAUGUCAUUAUUGAGCUUGUACCGACUGACUCAGCUUCAUCCCUGCUUUCCACAACGUCGUCUGCUUCAAGGAAUAUGAAAGCUCAAAGAAGAUUCUAUGCAGGUUGGUCAGGAAUGACAUCGUCAGCGCCACUGACUAUUGAGAUUGAUCCAAUAUUUGCACAAUCCUUGCAAAUCAAGGAUAAAACAUCUGUGAUUUUGAACCUUAAGUUGGGCAACUAUGAAACGGCGCAGAUAAAUUUGGAGCCAUUAACAAGCUCUGAUUGGGAGGUGGUGGAGCUAAAUGCGCAACUUAUCGAAGAUAAGCUUUUAAAUCAGACCAGAUGUGUUGCCCUUGGCCAGGUAUUGGUUGUGUAUCCGAAUGCAACUACCUCUGCAAAGUUAGUAGUAACAGAAAUUGGCUCCAAUGAUGACGCAAAGAACACCGGUUCCGCGUCGGUACACAAGUAUGCCAAGAUAUCGCCAUAUUGUGAAAUUGCCAUUGCACCCAAAUUAAGGGGCAAGAAAGACUCACUGGGGAAUUCAGUUACUGAAACCAGAAGCGUUUCUAGUGCAAAAAGCAGUGCCAAGAGAAAAGAGGACUAUUCAAAUUUUCAACCAAUACUCAAAAGAGGAAUAAGUCUUCCACAUGGCAUGUUCCAGGACGUAAAUCAUGCUUCAGGCUGCAAAAUGUAUCUUGAUUUGGACCAAUUGCCCGAUGAUUUUGAUACAUUUGUUGCCGUUAGUGUUGUUCCCGGUCCAAAUGAGAUUCGAAAUAAUCUUGAGAACGAAAACGAUAUAAAAGAGAAUAGAAGAGUUAUUGCGCAGUUGGUGGAUUAUAAAGAAGGUCAUGGGAAUGUGGGGUUAUCUUUUGAUCUUGCAACUGCUUUGGGUGUCCGUGGUCAAAUAGGAAACAUUAUUGCUCUUAAACCAGCAAUCAAGAAUUUGUCAAAGCGCCCUUCAAGCUUUGUGGUCCACCCAUACGUAAUACACACAAACAAGAAGAAGGAAAUUAAUUUGACAAAGACAUCAAAAACAGCACAAAUGCUCAAUGAUGCAUUGUAUCCACUGAUUGCCGACAGUCCUGUAACAAACUACAUGAGAAUUCCUGCGAUUACGGGCAUUUUACCAUAUGGUGGGCUACUAAAAUUUCGGAAAAUUGAAAAUCACAAUGCAUGGAUAAAACCAUACAACUUGACUACAAAAAAACCAGUCAAGAUCGAAAUUGGAGACGAGUUGUUGCGUCCGCAAUCGUUUGUGGAGGAAGUAAAAUUACCAUACCAAAUUGGAAGAGUAAAAGGAGAAAAAAGAGGAGGUUUUGAGGACAAAGACGAAAAUGGAGAAGAGGAAAUUGAGGGAGAAGAACCCAUUGGAGUAGCUGAUAAAAUUGAAGACUUGGUGGAAUCAUUUGUCAUUUCUGAAAACACAGGAACAUUGGUGUAUGGUAACGCAGGAAGUGGGAAAACUUUAUAUCUCAAAGAAAUAAGUCACAAGUUGAGCAACCAACAUGGAUAUUUUGUCAAAUACGUCUCUUGCGACACCUUGAUGAAUGAAACUUUCCAAAACUUGUCGAAAAACCACAUGUCCAAAUGGUUCCAGCAAUGUUCAUGGAACCAACCCUCGUUAUUGGUUCUUGAUAACAUUGACAAAAUCCUCAAUGUUGAAAUGGAGAAUAUGGAUGCAUCAAAGUCAAAUCAGAUUACGGAAUAUCUUGUAUCUCAAAUGAGCAAAUUACACCAACAAAAGAACUCCAAUGUUUCUAUCCUCUGUUCGGCUGUGGCCAAGGAAAGUGUAAACAAAUUACUUUUGGGCUCACACUUGAUUGAAAGCUACUUUCAUGUCACAGCUCCUGAUAAGCACAUGCGCUUUGCAAUUUUAGAAAAGCAAUUGGUAGAUCAUUUUCACUGCAAAAUUGAUAUGGACUUGAUGGAUUUAGUGAGCGAAACUGAAGGAUACUUGCCGAAUGAUCUCAAGACUCUUGCCCACCGUGUAUACCACCAAUGCCUAUCUUCUUCAUCGUUAUUAUCAUCAUCGUUAUCUGGACAAGGAAAUGAAGAGGAGUCAAUUAAUGUCAUUAGACUGGAGCACGCUACAAAAGCAUUAAGUGGGUACACUCCUUCGGGCUUGCGUGGAGUUAAAUUACAAACAUCGGAAACCACAUGGUCUGAUAUUGGUGGUCUAUCUGAAGCUAAAAAAGUUCUUUUGGAAACUUUGGAAUGGCCUACUAAGUAUGCGCCAAUCUUUGCAAACUGUCCCUUGCGUUUGAGGUCAGGUAUAUUGUUGUAUGGCUAUCCUGGAUGUGGAAAAACUUUAUUGGCCAGUGCCAUUGCUGGUCAAUGUGGUUUGAAUUUUAUUUCAAUCAAAGGACCGGAGAUCUUGAACAAGUACAUUGGUGCAUCGGAGCAAAGUGUUCGGGAGUUGUUCGAAAGAGCUCAAGCGGCGAAACCAUGUAUAUUGUUUUUUGAUGAGUUUGAUUCUAUCGCACCAAAGAGGGGCCACGAUUCGACGGGUGUAACUGAUCGUGUAGUGAAUCAAAUGUUAACCCAAAUGGAUGGUGCCGAGGGCCUUGAUGGUGUCUAUGUUUUAGCUGCUACAUCGAGGCCAGACUUGAUCGAUAGUGCCUUGCUUCGUCCAGGAAGAUUGGAUAAAUGUGUCUUGUGCGAUAUGCCAGAUUAUGAAGAUCGAUUAGAUAUCUUGAGGACAAUCACAGCAAAAAUGGACCUUGAAGAAGAUGUAAACUUGGAAGAGAUUGCUAAAAAGACUGCUGGUUUCAGUGGUGCUGAUAUGCAAGGAUUAGGAUAUAAUGCUUAUUUGAAAGCCGUGCAUGUGCGGUUAGAAGCAUUAGAGAGGGAGGAAAAUAAGAGCCAAGAAGAAGGUUCAAAUGAUGAUGAUUCCAGUAUUGAGUUUUUUAAAGUUGGAAGUGAAAAGAGUGAUUCCAAUGGCCACAGCAAUACCAAAAACAAGAUGAAAUCUGGUGAGAGAUUGAAGAUUUUGCAUCAAAUUGAACAGUUUAUGACAAAUGAGAAACAAGAGGGUAAGGCCAGUGGGAAUUCAACAAUGAUGAAAAAGAAGAAAGCGGACCAACCAAAGGUGAUGAUCACGCAUCGAAACUUUGCCGAGUCCUUAGAGGAGACAAAGCCUUCGAUUUCGCAAUCUGAAAAGACGAAAUUGACCCGAAUUUAUUCGCAAUUCGUGGAUGGACGAGAUGGAAAGAUGCCCGAUGGAGCACCAAGCAAUGAAAUAGGAGGAAGAACAACGUUGAUGUAA
Lodderomyces elongisporus is the source of this 3354-nucleotide messenger RNA. RefSeq names its product AAA family ATPase peroxin 1 (gene PEX1). Gene Ontology annotation, molecular function: ATP hydrolysis activity; ATP binding. Bases 1 to 3354 code for a protein of 1117 amino acids. Gene Ontology annotation, cellular component: cytosol; peroxisomal membrane; peroxisome. Gene Ontology annotation, biological process: protein import into peroxisome matrix. Lineage: Eukaryota; Fungi; Ascomycota; Pichiomycetes; Serinales; Debaryomycetaceae. The record is from RefSeq and is a predicted model, not a curated record. The transcript has a single exon.